AGCAAGAAACUUGGCCCUCGCUCGUUAAUGUCGUCGCCGUCUUUAAAGCUUCUGAUAGCUGAUGGUGUCGUAUUUAGCGCGGAGCAGAGGACACCCGGACCUUGCCGUCCAUCGUUCAUCCUAUCCCACGCCGGGUUCAUCGACGGCACGGAUGUCGAGCAGCGGGAACAGUGA
Messenger RNA from Neurospora tetraspora, 174 nucleotides. RefSeq lists its product as uncharacterized. NCBI's taxonomy places the organism in Eukaryota, Fungi, Ascomycota, Sordariomycetes, Sordariales, Sordariaceae. The transcript has a single exon. The annotation marks the transcript as partial. The record is from RefSeq and is a predicted model, not a curated record.